AGUGCGCACGCUCCGUAUCCCUGACGUACCGCAUUUACAUUGCCCACAACUCUUUUCCCUCAAUCAAUUCUUUUAAAACAAUCCAGUUUCUAAAACGUGUUAACUCGCCUUCGGUGUCCGCGCGAAAUGCGGAUUCCUUCAUCGGAACGGAAGUCCAGAAAUCUGCUUCGUUUCGCGCUACUAAUGUUUGUUAUUGUACAUCGCUGGAUACUAUUUUCGCCCUAAAAGUACAAACUGCAACGAAGCAACGGUCUAAAUCCUAUCUCACGUGCAACUUGCCCAUUCGUCAAUUAAAGCAAUAAUAUAACUGCCAUUUAAUUCUAAGUGCUAGGUAUCUUUAAACACAAAAGUGGAGAAUUUUACGGCUCCUACAACCAACGCCGGGACAACUCCGGUGAGCGACAGAUACAGUGUCAUUCUGACGAUAGAUACCUCAACCUCCGACGGAUACGCUUUGAUAAACGAUUAUAACGCCACCCCGCUGUUCGCCUCGGAAAACGCCUCCAGUGAAGUGUGGAGUGCGGGCGGCGGGGGUGGCUCGACAGCAUGCGGUAGCAGCGGUAUGGACCUGAAACACGAGGUGGCCUACCGAGGCCUGCCCAGCCAGGUUAAGGCCGAACCGGGGGUCAGCCACAACGGGCAUCCCCUCAACGGGCACGCGAGGGACUGGAUGGCUGGUGGCGGUGGCUCCCCGUCACCGGGUGCAGCCCAGCCACAACCGAACGGGUACUCCUCGCCGCUGUCGUCGAGCAGCUACGGACCUUACAGCCCGAAUGGAAAGAUAGGCAGGGAGGAACUGUCACCGGCGUCGAGCAUAAAUGGCUGCAGCACGGAUGGCGAUGCACGAAGACAGAAGAAAGGUCCGGCGCCGCGGCAGCAGGAGGAGCUGUGCCUCGUCUGUGGUGACAGAGCCUCUGGGUAUCAUUACAAUGCACUCACGUGCGAAGGCUGUAAAGGCUUUUUCCGACGGAGUGUCACCAAAAAUGCAGUUUACAUUUGCAAGUUUGGUCACGCCUGUGAAAUGGAUAUGUAUAUGCGAAGAAAAUGCCAAGAAUGCCGAUUAAAGAAGUGCCUAGCGGUGGGCAUGAGGCCCGAGUGUGUGGUCCCGGAGCCCCAAUGCGCAUUGAAAAGAAAGGAAAAGAAAGCACAGAGAGAAAAGGACAAAUUACCAGUUAGCACAACCACAGUAGAUGAUCACAUGCCACCCAUUAUGCAGUGUGAUCCUCCUCCGCCUGAUGCAGCCAGGAUCCUGGAAUGUUUGCAGCACGAAGUGGUCCCGCGGUUCCUAUCUGAGAAACUCCUGGAACAGAACAGGUUGAAGAAUAUUCCGCCUCUUUCGCCCAACCAGCAGUUCUUGAUCGCCAGGCUCGUCUGGUACCAAGAUGGGUACGAGCAGCCUUCGGAGGAGGAUCUCAAAAGAGUCACACAGACUUGGCAACACGGCGAGGAGGACGACGGGGACACAGACUUGGCCUUCCGUCAGAUCACAGAGAUGACCAUUCUGACGGUGCAGCUCAUAGUGGAGUUCGCCAAAGGUCUACCCGGCUUCGGGAAAAUCUCGCAACCAGAUCAAAUCACUCUGCUAAAGGCGUGUUCGAGUGAAGUGAUGAUGCUGCGCGUCGCUCGGCGGUACGACGCCAGCACGGACAGCAUUUUGUUCGCGAACAACGAGGCGUACACUCGCGACAACUAUCGCAAAGCGGGCAUGAGCUACGUCAUAGAGGAUCUGCUGCACUUCUGUCGCUGCAUGUACGCCCUGUCGCUGGACAACGUGCACUACGCGCUGCUCACGGCCGUCAUCAUAUUCUCGGAUCGGCCGGGGCUCGAACAGCCCAACCUGGUGGAGGAGAUCCAGAGGUACUACCUGACAACUCUGCGGAUGUACAUCGUCAACCAGCUCAGCGCGUCUUCGCGCUGCUCCGUGCUGUUCGGAAAGAUCCUGUCCAUUCUUUCGGAAGUGCGCACGUUGGGCAUGCAGAACUCCAACAUGUGCAUAUCCCUGAAGCUGAAGAAUCGGAAGCUGCCUCCCUUCCUGGAGGAGAUCUGGGACGUGGCGGACGUGACGUCGCAGCCUCCGGCGCUGCUGGACAACGCGACCGAGCUCUAGCCCCCAGGGCCGCGGGGGCCCGAGGGGCCGAAGGGGCCGCGGGGGCCGAGGAGAGAGCGCUCACAGACUGGCUAGGUUAAGUGGAGUGACUUUACGUGCUGUUGGACGUUCGGAGUCUAUUGGCGUCGUUCCGCGACCGGACUCGACGCGAUCGUGAGAGUUAUAUCUGAUAUAUAGAGUUCUAUUCGAAAGAGUUGAUAGUUGUGUUUGUUUACCGAAAUUCACCUUUUCGAUUGUAUAUUGGUAUAUUCGCUCGGCGGACUUUGUUGAUCUUUACUGACCGUUUGUUUCUAUAUAGUUUAUGUCCCGCGUUACGUCCCUUCUCCUGCGCCCGUGUCCCGAUUUUUUUUAUUAUCGCUGUGAUUACUUUAGAGUUCGAGUGUGUCUCGAUGCAGACAGUUUCGGUAAAUCCCUCUGCAUCUCGGAGGGGUGACCCCGACGUAGGUCGCGGCCCCGUCGAUGGAUCUCUUCGUGACGUGGCUAAGCGCAGAAAAUCCGAUACGAUCGAUCACGUCGUGGAAGCGGCCGAUCGAAUGGACUACGCAUGAGUCAGAUAUUUUAAAAUUUUAAUGCCCAAAUUAAACUGGCCACCAGUUUGAUUUGGGCAUUUCACGAAACGAUCGGCCACGUCGCGAAGCAAUCGAUCUACGAUCGGGUCCCGAAAUUUCCACUUGAAACGAAAGAAUCGCUUAUCAAACUCUAUACAUAAGUUAAAUAAGGUUUGUGGGUGAUACGUUUUCUAAUUAGUUUCCAUCGUUCGCUUACGGCACUUCGGGACGCCGGAACCGCUCCAAACGAAGGAACCUAACGCCAAACCGUCGAUUUAACGGCCCGUUUCCUUUUGCCAAGGCGUUUUCUCGCAUCUGACACUCGUUUAAGAGAAAUCAAAAUCUUUUUAUGAUGUUUUGGUGGCAAAAGUAUUUCACACGGAGGUGUUUUUGCCGAUCGGGCGAAGAAAGACACAUUCGUAGGUUAAUCAUUAUUGUGUGCAUCUUCUCAUUAUUGCUCAUUAUUGUUUAUUAUUGUGCGGCAGCUGUUGAGACUGAAAGAGUUCUGUUAAAUUUGACUAAUACGUUACGCAGAGUUUUUAAAUGUGUUAUCUGAUAUAACUUGUAAUUGGCAGCUGAUUAGAGUUACUGGCGGUAAUCGAAAAAGAUGCACACGAUACGAGACAAUUACAAUAAUUAACUGCCAUUUGAACCACACACGGAAUGCCUUAUUUCACGUUACCUGUACUCUAGUACCUUCAUUGUUGAGAAUGGAUAUCAUAGUAUAUAGAACAUAAUUAGUCGAUCUCAAUUACCCGUAAGCGCAGCAUCCCUGACGCUUAAGCACCGUCGAGGCGUGUUUGAGGUUUUGGAGAUGAAUUUCUAGUAUACGCGUGAAUCCGCGUGUCACGAUCGAGCUAGCACCGCGGGCCGCGCGCUGCUCCGCUCGACGACAUCUUUUCGACUCGUGUUUAUAAUUAAGUCGUAGAGGUAGACGACCCAUAGUAGUAAUCGAAGCACAAACGCCACGGAGCGCCUCGGACGGGCCUCGGGGCGUAUACGACACACUGCCAUUUUACGUACGUAUACGUAACACGGUGCGAGCGAGCGAGUGGGCCUUCGCGGUAACGUUCGCCGCGAUCCAUGCCUUAGACUCGGAGCGAGUCGAGACAACCAAAACUGCCAUUCGGUUAGCGGUCGACGGACUCCGUCGGUGCGCAGCCGGUCGUGUUCGAUACGUAUUAUUCGAUUUUGAAAUUGUAAUAGAUUUAUUAAGUGUAAAAGUCUCGUCGGAGAUGAGUACCGUAAUAUAAUUUGUGUCUUAGCCGUUAACAUAAGCCGAGUUAGUAUCGCCGAGGGCCGUCGAAGACGGCCCCGGAGCGCCGGGUGGGGCUCGGGACGGACGGGACGGGCGGGACGGGACCGUCGAGACGGCCUUCCGUCGACGUCGGCCCUCCUUCGACGCGGAGUAUUCGAGGGAGCGAGGGUCUCGACCGCGUGUCCAUUUUUACUGUAUAUAGGUACCUCUAGAUUUUAUGGUCGUAUGUUUGACAUAUGUUUAAUUUUAUUCAUCUAAUAAAGUACAGAUGGCUGUUGUUAUUUUUAUAUUAUUUGGGUAGAAUAUAUUUUUUGUAAAUGACCUCUGUAUUUAUCUUUUGUAAGCUUUGUGAGGCGCGAGAGCGCAGAAGAGUAUUUCGUACCGAUGUUUGACGAUGCUUUGUUUCUUCAGAGUGCAAUAUGUACAAAUGAUUACGUAGAAAUACGAUGUACAGUCAUGUUUAGUUUUAAAGGCGCAAUUCGAUUCGCUGUCGGGAGCGUCGUACACUGGAAGCAUAAUAGGCCCUAUCACACUUUACGUGUUUUCUUAUACUUAAGCGAUUAAUUUUACAUAGUCGGAGUAGGUGAUCUUCGUAUUUGAAUUUGCUGAUUUUUGUAGCAGAUUGGACGAGACGAGUGAUGUACAUUUUGAAUUGAUUUCAAGUGAUUAAGUUAUUAUUUUAGAAAUGAAUUUUACUUAUUGAUAAUUCUAACCGCUGAUACCAGUGUCAUCGUGCAAUGUCCAUUAGAGAAAUAAACAAUAUUGAAGUGUAACUCCUCGCACUCUCGCGCAGCCUCUGCCGCGUCAGAUGUCACCGGAAGGCUGACACGAGAGAUGGGAUCCCAUUCCGUGUUCUUGCAUAUUGUUUCGUUUUCUAUGUAACUUUUUUUUCAUCCUAACUCUACGCCUUAGUGAACCCCUAUUUUAUAAUUUAACUGCAGCGGUGAGGAGAAUUAGUUAUAGGGAACAGACAUGACGAAUGUGUUGAAGUUUUAGAGAGACAACUUUUAUAAAAGAUACUAUCUACAAAACAAAUGAUUAAAAGGUGUACAAAACGAGGAAAUUUGUAUGAAACAUUGUUAUGCGAAUAAACUUACACCUCAACAUAAAAUA
This is a messenger RNA of Pieris napi, 5026 nucleotides long. It is a transcript of the gene EcR, whose product is annotated as ecdysone receptor. The record is from RefSeq and is a predicted model, not a curated record. Bases 563 to 2107 code for a protein of 514 amino acids. Gene Ontology annotation, molecular function: zinc ion binding; RNA polymerase II cis-regulatory region sequence-specific DNA binding; ecdysone binding. The transcript has 11 exons. Gene Ontology annotation, biological process: negative regulation of transcription by RNA polymerase II; positive regulation of transcription by RNA polymerase II; cell differentiation. Gene Ontology annotation, cellular component: nucleus. Lineage: Eukaryota; Metazoa; Arthropoda; Insecta; Lepidoptera; Pieridae.